Phaethon lepturus (White-tailed tropicbird) is the source of this 881-nucleotide messenger RNA. It is a transcript of the gene MTG1, whose product is annotated as mitochondrial ribosome-associated GTPase 1. NCBI's taxonomy places the organism in Eukaryota, Metazoa, Chordata, Aves, Phaethontiformes, Phaethontidae. The transcript has 9 exons. Gene Ontology annotation, cellular component: mitochondrion. The record is from RefSeq and is a predicted model, not a curated record. Gene Ontology annotation, molecular function: GTPase activity; GTP binding. The annotation marks the transcript as partial.
GUCUGCCCCAGCCCCGUAAUCACCCGCGCCCCAACUGGUCCCCCCGGUACCUGCUCCCACGCCAGCACACAGUCACUCUCCUUAGCAGUGCUCACAUCCCACUGUCAGGCCGUAACCCCAUGCUGCAGGAGGUGCUGGGCAUCCGCCCACACAUCCUGGUGCUGAACAAGAUGGACCUGGCAGAUCCCCACCAGCAGCCGACAGUCUUGGAGCAGCUGAAGCAGCAGGGAUGUUCGCACGUUGUCUUCACUGACUGCCAGCACGAUGGCAACGUCAAGAAGAUUGUUCCCCUGGUUGCCACGCUGGUGGGUAACAGCCCACGCUACCACAGGGCCGAGAGCGCCGAGUACAACAUCCUGGUGAUCGGCGUGCCCAACGUGGGCAAGUCAUCGCUCAUCAACUCCUUGCGGAGGUUGCAUCUCAAAAAGGGGAAAGCCACCGCGGUUGGUGGUGAGCCAGGCAUCACCAAGGCAGUGCUGACCAGGAUCCAGGUCAGUGAGGAGCCCCUGAUGUACCUGGUGGACACACCUGGCGUGCUGCCCCCGAGGCUGGGGGAUGUGGAGGCGGGCAUGAAGCUGGCGCUGUGUGGGGCCAUCCGUGACCACCUGGUGGGGGAGGACAUCAUGGCUGACUACCUCCUGUAUGCCCUGAACAAGCGGCAGCAGUUCAGGUAUGUGCAGCGCUACGGGCUGGCCAAGGCCUGCGACGACAUCGAGCCCGUGCUGAGGCGCGUGGCCCUCACCCUGGGCAGGACACAGAAGGUGAAGGUGCUGACGGGCACAGGGAAUGUCAACGUGACGAUGCUCAACUACCCAGCCGCUGCCUACGAGUUCCUGCGGGAUUUCCGUGCAGGACGCCUGGGCAGGGUGACGCUGGACUGA